AUGGAGAUGCAACGCAUCCUCACACAAUACACAAUCAUCGAUUUUGCUGGAAAUCAGAUCCAAAGACAAAUUCUAGAAUCCAUUAGUAUAUUGAAAGAACUUCAUGUUCUCAAUCUUUCAAACAAUGCUUUGACGGGCCAUAUCCCAUCUUCUUUGGCAAACCUGACGAAUCUCAAGUCACUAGACCUAUCGCAAAACAAGAUUAGUGGUGAGAUUCCUCCGGAUAUCAGGAGUCUCUCUUCUCUUGAGUGGAUAAAUGUUUCAUAUAAUCAUUUGGUAGGUCCCAUACCACAAGGUGAUUUGAAGUACACUCUAUACGGUGUGAUAGUUCAUGUGGGUGAAUUGAUCAGUUCGGGUCAUUACUACUACUAUGUUCGCACUUCAAGUGCAUGGUAUUGCCUUGAUGACUAUAGGGUUUUCAAAGUUAGUGAGAAGGCUGUGUUGGAUGCCAAGGCAUAUAUUAUGUUAUAUGCUCUUGAUAGGCAAGAGACGAGUAAUGGUGCCGAAAUGUCUCAGAUAAAUACUGCUGAUGAUGCUGAAAGAGAAAAAUGUGAGGCGGGUGUUGGAAAGGCCACUGGGAAGCCUCUAGGCGAAAGAUUACAAUGGAUUCAAGGAUAUCAUGAAGAGUUUGAAAGCUGA
Molecule: messenger RNA, 639 nt
Organism: Arabidopsis lyrata subsp. lyrata
Lineage: Eukaryota; Viridiplantae; Streptophyta; Magnoliopsida; Brassicales; Brassicaceae
Product: receptor-like protein 12
Exons: 2
Coding region: 1-639 (212 amino acids)
Biological process (GO): protein deubiquitination
Molecular function (GO): protein binding; cysteine-type deubiquitinase activity
Source: RefSeq, a predicted model, not a curated record